AUGAUUUCCCCCAAACCUUUCUGCUUCAUGAAUGUGUGCCAGAAAUCCCCAAAUUGGAAGCGUGCAACCAGCCAAAUCUUGUUGAUACUUUUUAAUUGCACAUGCUUCACCGCCACUAUGCUCAAGGAAAGCCGUCCUUUCAUCUCCCCAUUUUCAGAGAGAAUGAAUGUGGCAGAAAACCCUAUUUUUAAGGACACAGCUUUUAAUUUAGACAAAAAACAAAUUGUGAAUGAUGGUGCUCUGGUCCCAGGAAGUGGAGAGCUGAAUGCUCAAUCAAGAAAAGAAGAUCAUGAUGGGGCUUUCCACAUUGACAUCAAAUCCAUACUUGAAGAAUAUCCAGCCAUAAGUGAGGAAGACUUGGUUUCAAAAGACAAUUCUAUCUUUCAGUUGCAAAAAGCCAUCCAAAAACUUCAAUUUGCUGCAGAAUCCGUCAAACAACUACCAAAAUUAAGAAAAGAUCAUCUUCAAGAACUAGAAAACUUCCAGCUUCUCCAGAUUGAAUGGAAGGACUAUUUUGUCAACCACUUCCGAUUAAAGAAAGGCACAUAUGAUGAUUUCUGCAAACUACGUAAGAAGUUUUAUGUACCGGGUCACUCUCCUUUGUUCACAGCCUUGAAGCAAAGCUAUGAACAAUCCUUCCAAGAGUUGAGAUCAGAUAAUUGGUGGUCUAAAUUAAUCAAAUUCUUCCGUUAUAUUUUCAAAAGAGAUGAAUGGAGACAAGAUAUGGCUUCCAUCAAGUUGAACAAAAUAAGGAGAGGAUUGAAAGAAUCUCAAACUCUCAAUAAUGAAAAGCUGCUAGCUGCAAUCAAUCAGUUAUCCAUAUCUAGGAGGAAGGGUCCAAAUUUCUCAGAAAGAGAGUUACAACUGAUUGAAAACAUGUCCAGACAGCUUUCAACUUACUUCUGA
Puccinia graminis f. sp. tritici CRL 75-36-700-3 is the source of this 906-nucleotide messenger RNA. RefSeq lists its product as uncharacterized. The record is from RefSeq and is a predicted model, not a curated record. The coding region runs from base 1 to 906 and encodes 301 amino acids. Lineage: Eukaryota; Fungi; Basidiomycota; Pucciniomycetes; Pucciniales; Pucciniaceae. The transcript has a single exon.